Molecule: messenger RNA, 1458 nt
Organism: Aureobasidium pullulans EXF-150
Lineage: Eukaryota; Fungi; Ascomycota; Dothideomycetes; Dothideales; Saccotheciaceae
Exons: 3
Coding region: 206-1345 (379 amino acids)
Biological process (GO): ergosterol biosynthetic process
Cellular component (GO): endoplasmic reticulum
Molecular function (GO): sterol 24-C-methyltransferase activity
Source: RefSeq, a predicted model, not a curated record
GUCUCGUACGAUGUUUAUGGAAAGAGCCACCCCUUUAUAAUUAUUUUAGUGCUGCUGCCAUUUCUUUGCCCCAAUCCCGCGUGCAGUUGUUUGCUUCUCUUCUUUCCCUCCAUCAACCCUUCUCUUCGCGCUCAACCGCAUCUUCAAUUGUACCUUUUGUAGUGUCUUUCUCUUCUUCUACAAAUACCCCUUUUCUUUCGACACAAUGGCUCCUCACUCGCUCGAGCAAGAAGACCACAACCGUGAUGCUGCCUUCAACAAGGUCAUGCACGGUAGCUCCGCCCAGAAGAGAGGUGGUUUCGCCGCCAUGUUGGGCAAGGGCGCAGAUGGCCAAAAGGCCGCUGUCGACGAGUACUUCAAGCACUGGGACAACAAGGACGCAAAGGACGAGACUCCCGAGAUCAGAGAGGCCAGAAGAGCCGAGUACGCAACCCUCACCCGCCACUACUACAACCUGGCUACCGACCUUUACGAGUACGGUUGGGGCCAGUCCUUCCACUUCUGCCGUUUCGCAUUCGGCGAGCCUUUCAGACAAGCUCUCGCCCGUCACGAACACUACCUCGCCCACGUCAUGAACCUCAAGGACAACAUGAAGGUUUUGGAUGUUGGUUGUGGUGUUGGUGGCCCUGCCAGGGAGAUUGUCAAGUUCUCUGGCGCAAAUGUUACUGGUCUCAACAACAACGACUACCAGAUUGAGAGAGCCACCCACUACGCUGCUAAGGAGGGUCUUUCGCACAAGCUCGACUUUGUCAAGGGUGACUUCAUGCAAAUGGCCUUCCCCGAGAACACUUUCGAUGCCGUCUACGCCAUUGAGGCUACCGUCCACGCUCCUUCCCUCGAGGGCAUUUACUCCCAAAUUUUCCGCGUCUUGAAGCCCGGCGGUGUCUUCGGCGUUUACGAAUGGCUCAUGACUGAUGCUUACGACAACGACAACCCCCACCACCGUGAGAUCCGUCUCGGUAUCGAGGUCGGUGAUGGUAUUUCCAACAUGGAGAAGAUUGAGGUUGCUCUUGCUGCCAUGAAGGCUGCCGGUUUCGAGCUUGAGAUCAACGAGGAUCUUGCAGACCGUGACGACCCCUACCCCUGGUACUGGCCUCUUUCCGGUCAGCUCAAGUACAUGAGCAGCAUCUGGGACUUCCCCACUCUUGCUCGUAUGACCAAGGCUGGUCGCUGGACCGCACACAACUUUGUCGGAGCUCUCGAGAGAUUUGGCCUUGCCCCCAAGGGUACCCAGAAGACCGCCGACUCUCUGGCUGUCGCUGCCGACGCUCUUGUCGCUGGUGGUAGAGAGAAGCUCUUCACCCCCAUGUACCUCAUGGUUGGCCGCAAGCCCAUGAACGCCUAAACGACGGAUUGUUUUUUUCUUUCUUGUUUCUUUUUUCCCCCCUAACUUCUUUUUGAAUACCACUUACUAGAGAACCCCACAUGUUUUAUUAAUCCGGCUUUGGAAGGGAAAAC